AUGCGAUCCUCUGUGCCCCUAUGCGAUCCUCUGUGCCCCUAUGCGAUCCUCUGUGCCCCUAUGCGACCCUCUGUGCCCCUAUGCGACCCUCUGUGCCCCUAUGCGUCCCUCUGUGCCACUCUGCGUCCUUCUGUGCCCCUCUGCGUCCCUCUGUGCCCCUCUGCGUCCCUCUGUGCCCCUCUGCGUCCCUCUGUGCCCCUCUGUGUUCCUCUGUGCCCCUCUGCGUCCCUCUGUGCCCCUCUGCGUCUCUCUGUGCCACUCUGCGUCCUUCUGUGCCCCUCUGCGUCCCUCUGUGCCCCUCUGCGUCCCUCUGUGCCCCUCUGCGUCCCUCUGUGCCCCUCUGUGUUCCUCUGUGCCCCUCUGCGUCCCUCUGUGCCCCUCUGCGUCUCUCUGUGCCCCUCUGCGUCCCUCUGUGCCCCUCUGCGUCCCUCUGUGCCCCUCUGCGUCCCUCUGUGCCCCUCUGCGUCCCUCUGUGCCCCUCUGCGUCCCUCUGUGCCCCUCUGCGUCCCUCUGUGCCCCGCUGCAUCCCUCUGUGCCCCUCUGCGUCCCUCUGUGCUCCUCUUCCUCCCUUCGUGGCCCUCUCUCUUCCCCUGUGCCGCCCUGCAUCCCUCGGUGACGCUCUGUGCCUGUGUCUCUCUGCGUCUCUCGUGUGACCCCACUCAGCUGUGUGGAGGAAGGGUUGUCUGCCCCUUCGCUACAUUCCAGAAAGCGGUUCUUGAGGCGUAUCUACAGCACACGUACGAGUCUUUUUUCUCCCACCUAGCCGUCGCUCUUGCUCCCAUCCCGCCGUAUCAACUCCCUCACUACCCGCCGUCACCUCUCCAACCCACCUCACUAUCACUCCGCCCCACCCCGCCAUCUCCUCUCCCUCAACUCCCCGCCGUCGCCUCUCACUCCUCCCUACCGUCGCCUUUCCCUCCUCUCCGCCGUCACCUCUCCCUCCUCCCCGCCAUCUCCUCUCCCUUACCUCCCCGCCGUCGCCUCUCACUCCUCCCCGCCAUCGCCUCUCACUCCUCCCCGCUGAGUCGCCUUUCCCUCCUCCCUGCCGACGCCUCUCCCUCCUCCCUGCCUUCGCCUCUCCCUCCUCCCCGCCGUCGCCGCUCCUUCCUCCCCGCCGUCGCGUCUCCCUCCUCCUUGCCAUCGCCUCUCCCUCCUCCCCGCGGUCGCUUCUCUCCACUCCUCGCAGUGGCCUCUCCUUCCCUCUCCGCCGUCGCCUCCGGCGACAGUCCUUCCGUCCUCCCUCCCCCCCUUUGA
Messenger RNA from Closterium sp. NIES-65, 1254 nucleotides. NCBI's taxonomy places the organism in Eukaryota, Viridiplantae, Streptophyta, Zygnematophyceae, Desmidiales, Closteriaceae. The record is from the annotation of a GenBank genome assembly.